Eremothecium gossypii ATCC 10895 is the source of this 1398-nucleotide messenger RNA. It is a transcript of the gene TOD6, whose product is annotated as Tod6p. The transcript has a single exon. Gene Ontology annotation, molecular function: RNA polymerase II cis-regulatory region sequence-specific DNA binding; DNA-binding transcription factor activity, RNA polymerase II-specific. The coding region runs from base 1 to 1398 and encodes 465 amino acids. The record is from RefSeq and is marked provisional. Gene Ontology annotation, biological process: regulation of DNA-templated transcription. Gene Ontology annotation, cellular component: nucleus. NCBI's taxonomy places the organism in Eukaryota, Fungi, Ascomycota, Saccharomycetes, Saccharomycetales, Saccharomycetaceae.
AUGACGAGCACGAAAGCGAUGACAGGCAGCGCGCGGAACCCCUCGUCAUGGGACCCGCAGGACGACGUGCUCUUGCGGCACUUGAAGGAGGUCAAGAAGCUUGGGUGGAAAGAGAUCGCGCAGUACUUCCAGAGCAGGACGCCGAACGCAUGCCAGUUUCGGUGGCGGCGGUUGAAAUCGGGAAGCCUGAAGACCGGGGCGCGGGCAGAGGAGGAGGAGGAGGGGCUGCUACAGGCGGCGUUUGCGCGCGAGGGCAAGUUUGUGAAGCCGCGGGCGGCGUCGUUCAACUCGACGGCGCUGGGGCCGCGCGAGAACGCGCGGGCAGCGGAUGAGGAGAACAUCGGGCUGAUCCCGAAGAUCGUUAUUCGGUCGCGGCGGGGGUCGGUGGUCCAGCAGUCGCAGGCGCAGGCGGCGGCAGGCGCGCCGCCGAGCCUGGUGGCCGCGCUGAACACGACGUUCGCGAACUCGAAGGCACGCAAGGACUCGUUCUCGUCACGGACCCGGCGGUCGUCGUUCCAGCUGGAUCGGAGGCUGUCGGUCACGCAGCUAUCUACUACUCCGACGCGCCGGUCGUCGCUGGUGGCGGCGCCCACCUCGGUGAGCGCCCUGUUCCCCGGUCGGCGGGAAUCCUUCAACACAAACACGUCGAACGCAACUUCGCGUCGGGGCUCUGCAGUCUACAUCCCCCGCCGAGGAUCGUUCUCGCACAACUUCACCGAUCUGCCACGUCACGGACAUUUCCUCCAGCAUGGUGCGGCUGGGCCGAUGCCCACGGCGUUGCAGCAACCGUGGUCCGAAGAGGAGGACCGGCUACUCCAGGCCCGGCAGGAACACCGCUUGUCACUCGACGAGCUCUCGAUUCUUUUGCCCCACCGCUCAGAUGAAGAGAUACAGUGGCGGAUUGACUCCAUUUCACCGGUGGUUAAUGCGGCUGUGACCAUGUCCCCAUCUGCGUCACCGUUCCGCGCCGCGAGGGAGCGCUCUUUCAAUGAAGACACGGCCAUUGAAGAGGACGAAGACGACCGGCACGAAGAGUUCAAGGACCGGACCCCUGUUGACUACAACCACUCUUCUAACUUAUCCAGUGCUUCGUCCGCGAAGAAGGAACAGCGGCAGUCGCCCAUUUUCUUCAACAAGAGCAAAGAGACCUCCCCAACUACAAGCGACGGAACCACUAGAUCGAACACCAUUGUUCCUCCUCAGGCUGCUGAAGGCAAGGCGUUAAACUUCAAUUCUGUCAACACUCAUACUGCGCACGUGGGUCCCGAAGUGAAACUCCAGUCUGUGUCGACUGGGGACGAAUAUCAUAACAUCCUCAUCCAUCACAGUCACCAUCAUCCACAGGCUGCUGCAACUCCACUGCCAAGCCUAAAUAGCAUUUUCAAGAAUGUACUAUAG